Messenger RNA from Ictidomys tridecemlineatus (thirteen-lined ground squirrel), 1812 nucleotides. RefSeq names its product peroxisomal biogenesis factor 3 (gene Pex3). Gene Ontology annotation, cellular component: peroxisomal membrane. The record is from RefSeq and is a predicted model, not a curated record. NCBI's taxonomy places the organism in Eukaryota, Metazoa, Chordata, Mammalia, Rodentia, Sciuridae. Gene Ontology annotation, biological process: protein import into peroxisome membrane. Gene Ontology annotation, molecular function: protein-macromolecule adaptor activity.
CUCUGUAGUCCACGCCCCCUUCCCGCUCUGGUGACAGCCUCUGCGGAAAGUCGUGUUUGUGAUUUCUGGAGAGCACCGAGAGGGACGACGGCGAUCCUGCCGGGUCUUCCGGCCCAGGUGACAAAGAAACGGUUUCCUGGUGAACCUGUCCCGCACCCCAAGAAGCCCGCACCCCCAGCGCCUGAAGAUGCUGAGAUCUAUGUGGAAUUUUUUGAAACGUCACAAAAAGAAAUGCAUUUUCCUGGGCACAGUUCUUGGAGGAGUAUAUAUCCUGGGGAAAUAUGGACAGAAGAAAAUAAGAGAAAUACAAGAAAGGGAGGCGGCAGAAUACAUUGCCCAAGCACGACGACAGUAUCAUUUUGAAAGUAACCAGAGGACUUGCAAUAUGACAGUGCUGUCCAUGCUUCCAACACUGAGAGAGGCCUUAAUGCAGCAACUCAAUUCCGAGAGCCUUACAGCUCUACUAAAAAACAGGCCUUCAAACAAGCUAGAAAUAUGGGAGGAUCUGAAGAUAAUAAGUUUCACAAGAAGUAUCGUGGCUGUAUAUAGUACUUGCAUGCUGGUUGUUCUUUUGAGAGUCCAGUUAAACAUAAUUGGUGGAUAUAUUUACUUGGAUAAUGCGGCUGUUGGCAAAAAUGGCACAACAGUUCUUGCUCCCCCAGAUGUCCAACAGCAAUAUUUAUCAAGUAUUCACCACCUCCUUGGAGAUGGCCUGACAGAAUUGAUCACUGUCAUUAAACAAGCUGUGCAGAAUAUUUUAGGAAGUGUUUCUCUUAAAUAUUCUUUGUCCCUUUUGGACUUGGAGCAAAAAAUAAAAGAAAUCAGAACUCUUGUUGAACAAGAUAAAUCAUCUUCUUGGAUUAAUAAAGAUGGAUCCAAGUCUUUAUUAUGCCAUUAUAUGAUGCCAGAUGAAGAAACUCCAUUAGCAGUUCAGGCCUGUGGACUUUCUUCCAGAGAUAUUACUACUAUUAAACUUCUCAAUGAAACUAGAGACAUGUUAGAAAGUCCAGAUUUUAGUACAGUUUUGAAUACCUGUUUAAAUCGAGGUUUUAGUAGACUUCUAGACAACAUGGCUGAGUUCUUUCGACCUACUGAACAGGACCUGCAACAUAGCAACUCCAUGAAUAGUCUUUCUAGUGUCAGCCUGCCUUUAGCUAAGAUAAUUCCAAUAGUAAAUGGACAGAUCCACUCAGUUUGCAGUGAAACUCCUAGUCAUUUUGUUCAGGAUCUGUUGAUGAUGGAACAAGUGAAAGACUUUGCUGCUAAUGUGUACGAAGCUUUUAGUACCCCUCAGCAAUUGGAGAAAUGACUUUUCCUUCAAGAAAAACUACAGUGGGAUUCAGUUACUUUUAAAAAUACAUGAAUAAGUCAACUAUACAUAGAGUGACAAUUUGUUACAAAAAUGCCUAAUAAAAAUAUAUUCUUAAUCAAAGUCUUCAUUUCAUAAUGAAAUAGAUUUAUUUGGCAUCUUAAUAUAUUUUUUUAAAUUCAUCAACAGACCAAUUUUUGCAGGUAUAUCUAAAUGUACACACAAUGCAGAUAUAAGAAUUGUUCAUAGUUUAUUACAUCAGGGAUAUUUGAUCCAAACUGACUACAACUAAGGUAAUUACUUUUAUAUAAACUAUGAAGUGCUGUGUAUUUUGGCAUUAAUACUGAGGAAAAAUCUGUUCAGGAAAUAAGCCUAAAAUGUAUGAAGUUUGGAAAAUGUGCUGUUUAACUAAUCAUAAAAUUCCUUGGACUCUGCAGUAACCAGGAGUAAAUAUUGGACUUUUCUCCAGUUACCUUUCAAAGGAAUAAAUUAUUUGUUUCAUA